GCCGAAAAGUGUUAAAAUUCGGACCUCAGACGGGAGAGGUAGCCCUGAGAGGAACAGGAAAAUGGACCGGAGUGGUGCCUUUGCAUCGGGUCCUUCUAGUUUGUGAGUUGGUGUCGGGACCAGUGGAGCUGGGGGUCCUGCCGGAGUUGCCGGGGAAAGGCGUGGACGUCAUUCUGGGGAACGACCUAGAGGGUGGGAAGAUGGGGGGGGGUGCAGCCGUGAAGCUGACCCCCCAGCCUGCGAGGGUUGAGGCCACUCCCUCAGAUCCUAAGAUCUAUACCGCCUGCACGGUCACUCGCAGCCUGUCGAGAGCGGCAGCUGAGGACGGGAGCAGUUUAAAAUUGGCCAGUUUUGAUUUGGCCGAGACGUCUUUACCGACCCUGUGCCAUGAGGGUUUAAAGGGUGGAAAGACGAAGAAUAGUAAAGUGAAAGGGGGUAAGGGAGAGAUCUGUCCUUAGCGAAGAAAAAGGUCCUAGAGCUAGGAAAUAAAGAUGAGAAACAGAUAAAGCUGUUAAAAGGUCCAGAGUUGGACAUGGAUGAUCUGUCUGGGGUGGCAGCCCUGUUUGAAGAAGUUGAGAGUUAUAAAGGUGUUCCCGAUAAUGAGAUGAGGGCAGUCCUAGAGGGAACGGGUAUCCUUGCCUUGAGGAAGUCUGCUGAAAAGGCCGAGGAGGUUGUUUCAGCUCGCAGGGUUGCGCCUUCCCGGGUGGGAGCUGCCUAGAGAGUAACUGGGAGGAUCGGGGGAAUUUUAGAAUUUGGAAAGUGUACGGGUAUUGAAAGCCUGGAAGAGGCCCAUGUCCCGUUUGAGUGUGUCCAAGAUGGGGAUGCACGUGGUACUGAACCUAGUAACGGAGCUCAGAAAAAGUCUGAGGUAUUUGAUUCAGCUGGACGAGACGGCCGUUUUGGAUCAGAUAGACCUGGUUCGGGGAAGAAAGGGUUAACCUUGGUAAACGUGACGAUGAGGGGGGCGAAGAAUGACUGUACUGCUGAGAACUGAAGUCAACAAGGGCGUUUUAUUCAUCCAAUGAAGAUGAAACUGAUUUCUUGGUGGAAGCAACUGUUUUUACUCAUUAUGAUCAGUGUUAUAUUUUGGUUAAUAUUUUCCACAGAAAAACCAAAGGAAAAAAUCAAUUGGUGGUUCUUCUAUAAUCAAGAGCCAAUCUAUAAGUGGAACUUUAAUUUUACGUUGACUCCACAUCUGAAAUGUGAAGAUGACAAUCAUUUUCUAGUUAUUCUAGUUGCUACAAGAAUAAAUGAAGUAGAAGCUCGGCAGGCAAUCAGAGUAACGUGGGGACAGAAACGGGUGUGGUUGAGCAAAAAGGUCUUGACUCUGUUCUUGAUUGGAAGAGAUGCUGAACAUGAGAAUCAAGGGAAGCAACCAGUGCAAGAAGAAUUUGCUAAAUAUGGAGAUAUAAUUAGUCAGAAUUUUAUUGAAUCUUACAAUAACCUGACCUUGAAGACAAUAAUGGCAUUUCAGUGGAUUUCAGAGUUUUGUCCCAAUGCUGAAUAUGUGAUGAAAAUAGACUCUGACGUAUUUCUAAAUACAAAGUAUUUAGUUAGUUAUCUCUUGAAAGUUAACAAAAGUGUAUCUGGUGACUUUUUUACAGGCUAUCCCUUUAUCAACACGGGACCACACCGAGGUUUUGUUAAAAAGGCAUACAUUUCAAAAGCUGACUAUCCUUUUAGUAUAUAUCCUCCAUAUUGUAGUGGCCUUGGUUAUGUCUUUUCUGGGGAAUUGGGAUUAAAGAUUUUUAAAUUGAUGGGGCAUAUUAAACCAAUUAGAUUUGAGGAUGUAUUUGUUGGCAUUUGUUUGAAGAUAUUAGAUGUAAAUCUACAUAUUCCAGAAAAAGAGUUGUUCUUCCUAAACCCGCUGAAAUUUGACAAGUGUCUGUUCAGCAGGUUAAUAGCAGUACAUGGCUUCACUCCACAGCAGCUGAACACUUAUUGGGAGGAUCUUCAAGGAUUGGAGAAUACCUGUUGAGCAGGGAGUAGAAAAUGUAACGUCCUGAAGCUUAUACGAGAUUGCACUUUCUUGAGAGUGAAAAUUCUGGUUGAUGUUUGCUUUUGUUUCUUUUGUAUCAAAUUGGCUGAGUGCAUUCUUUCAUAUAUCAUAUUGGCUGAGUAUAAAGAGUUGUGCAUUUUAAAACUUGAGUCUGGCCAAGUGUGAAUCAGCUUCCAUAAUCCCUUUGGUACUGUUCUAAUGACCAUGUUACCCAUGUCUAGCAUUGUAUGCAAAACUGAGUGCAGGUGACUCCUGCAUUGUGGCUAUUUGGACAUCAAAAAAUAAUGCUUGUUAAGUCCACAAAUCAUUACCUAAAAUAUUGAUAUGCAGAAUAAAAACUAUUGUUUAACAGAA
Messenger RNA from Hypanus sabinus (Atlantic stingray), 2353 nucleotides. Its product is annotated as UDP-GalNAc:beta-1,3-N-acetylgalactosaminyltransferase 1-like. Bases 1022 to 1978 code for a protein of 318 amino acids. Gene Ontology annotation, molecular function: N-acetyl-beta-D-glucosaminide beta-(1,3)-galactosyltransferase activity. Lineage: Eukaryota; Metazoa; Chordata; Chondrichthyes; Myliobatiformes; Dasyatidae. The transcript is spliced from 2 exons. The record is from RefSeq and is a predicted model, not a curated record. Gene Ontology annotation, cellular component: membrane.